Molecule: messenger RNA, 858 nt
Organism: Necator americanus (New World hookworm)
Lineage: Eukaryota; Metazoa; Nematoda; Chromadorea; Rhabditida; Ancylostomatidae
Exons: 7
Coding region: 1-858 (285 amino acids)
Cellular component (GO): mitochondrion
Molecular function (GO): hydrolase activity, acting on acid anhydrides, in phosphorus-containing anhydrides
Source: RefSeq, a predicted model, not a curated record
AUGGUUGGAUGGAAGGCGGCCUCAUCUGUCAUAGUUGUGAGUUGUAGCACCGGACGUGUGCUAGUGAUGCGACGUGGAUCGUCUGCUAAGUUCAUGCCGAAUGCGUUGGUGUUUCCUGGUGGCGUGGUAACACCUUCAGAUGAGAAGCUUGGACCUCCAACCAAGAUUGCAGCAUUGAGGGAACUAUUUGAAGAGACUGGACUAAUCAUUGGUCAGCAGGAAUCAGCAGUAACAUCAAAAGAACUUGAGGAAUUGCAGGAAAAGACCAAAAGUAAUCCGGAGUACUUUGAACAGGCUUGUCCAACUCCACCAGUUGACAAGUUAAUUACGUGGAAUACUUGGCUGACGCCGUCGUCCUACAAACAACGAUACAUGACGUCAUUUUUUCUUGUCCAGAUAAAUGAUGAACCAGAAGUGCGCAUGUGUGAAAAAGAAAUGUCCUUCUAUUCGUGGGCCGAUCCAAAGAACUGUUUGCAGAAGGCAUCAACAGGCGAAGUGAUCUUACCUCCACCACAAGUGUAUGAGUUGACUAGAAUUAGUCAAACACCAUGUGAUCAACUGCAUCUUCAUGGCAACACAUCGUACGUUCUUUGUCCGCAGCUUAUCCGUGGGCCUGACGAAACUAAAAUUUCCAACGUCCUACCUGGUGAUCACCUUUACAUAGAUGAAGAAGGUUUCAAUCAACCCAUUAGGCGGCUUUCGUUGGAAGAUGUCCAAAUUGAUCCGCAUAAGGCCACUCACCGAGCAGAGUACAAUCUCAAACCCUUGUAUUCAAAGUGCAACUUAUAUAUGCACAAUUUACCCACAAAAUUUCGUGAAAAUCUUCAUCAAUUUGAAACUAGUUCUAAAGAUUUGUAA